GGUAAGUCUCCAGGCAGCAGCAACAGCGGAUGAGACCGUUUGGCUGAAGAUGGCGGAUUCGCUGUCGUCAGGUCUGGGAGAGGAGCAGGAGAAGGAGAAUGAGGACAGGGAGCGGGACGGGAUGGCUGCCAAAACAGAGAAAAACAACGAGAAGGACCGAGUCACGGACACCCUACGAUCCAACGAUAAAAACGGAGGCAGCAAUGACAAGAAACGCAACCUGUCAGACCUGUCUCUGGUCAGAUUUAUAACUACUGAGCUCACCAGAGGCUACUUCCUGGAACACAAUGAGGCCAAAUACACGGAGCGCAGAGAGAGGGUCUACACUUGCCUCCGCAUCCCCAAGGAGCUGGAGAAGUUGAUGACAUUCGGCUUCUUCCUCUGUCUGGAUGCUUUUCUCUAUGUGUUCACCCUGCUGCCCCUCAGGGUGAUUCUGGCUCUUUUACGGCUCCUCACGUUGCCUUGCUGUGGCCUCGGUGGCUCCCGCCUGCUCCAGCCAGCACAGGUGUGUGAUGUGCUGAAAGGCUUCAUCAUGGUGUUGUGUUACUCCAUGAUGAGCUACGUGGAUUACUCCAUGAUGUACCACCUCAUCAGGGGACAGUCUGUCAUCAAACUCUACAUCAUAUACAACAUGUUAGAGGUGGCAGAUCGCCUCUUCUCAUCAUUUGGUCAGGACAUCCUGGACGCUCUGUACUGGACAGCCACAGAACCAAAGGAGAAGAAGAGAGCGCACAUAGGCGUGAUUCCUCACUUCCUCAUGGCUGUGCUCUACGUCUUUCUCCAUGCCAUCCUCAUCAUGGUUCAGGCCACCACUCUGAACGUAGCCUUCAACUCCCACAACAAAUCCCUGCUCACCAUCAUGAUGUCAAACAACUUUGUGGAGAUCAAAGGAAGCGUGUUCAAGAAGUUUGAAAAGAACAACCUUUUCCAGAUGUCAAACAGCGACAUAAAAGAGAGGUUCACCAACUACAUCCUCCUGCUCAUCGUCUGUCUGAGGAACAUGGAGCAGUUCUCCUGGAACCCUGACCACUUGUGGGUGCUGUUUCCUGAUGUAGUCAUGGUGAUUGCCUCUGAGGUCGCUGUGGACGUUGUGAAGCACGCCUUCAUCACCAAAUUCAAUGACAUCAGUGCUGAUGUUUACGGGGAAUACAGAGCCAGCCUUGCCUUUGAUCUUCUCAGCAGUCGCCAGAAAAAUGCUUACACAGACUACAGUGACUCAGUAUCCAGAAGAAUGGGCUUCAUCCCACUCCCUUUGGCUCUGCUGUUGAUCAGAGUCGUAACCAGCUCAGUGAAGAUCCAGGGUUCCCUCUCUUUCAUGUGUGUGCUGCUGUUUUACCUGGGGAUGAUCACUCUGAAGGUGCUCAACAGUAUUCUUCUGCUGGGUACGUCUUGUGGAUUCGUCAAAGAGGCCAACAUGGAGGAGAAGCUCUUCAACCCUCCGCCCUCUGUUGUCUCCAGCCGUGCCAACUCCAGAGCUCACCGCACCAAACACGUCCACAUUUCCCCACAGCAAGAACCCACAAUUGAAAAAGGAGGAAUAUCAGUGGCAGCAGAGGUUUCUCCGCCCCCCAGUGUGGCAGAGAGCUCUGUCCCAACACUCCCUAAGAGCGACUCGGACACUUUCCUGACCACGCCAGACGGGGAUGAGGAUGAAAAAAUCAUCAAUGCCGACACCGGACUGGAAGGUCUCGAACAAAGAACGCCCAAGAAAGACUUGCUGGAAAUAGACCGCUUCACCAUCUGUGGCAACCGAAUAGACUGAAAGCCACAGGGAGACAUCCAGUCAGUGAGCCCUGGCAAAACGCCAAGAUUCAGGGAUCAGAAACACGGGUCGUGGAGCAUGCUCAGACUAGAGAUACUUCAGUGCACCUGACCCCUGAGUAUUUAUUUAUUUAUUACUGACAAAACCAGCCAAGGCAUAACGCUGUUACUACAAGCAUCAGAGGUGACUUCAGAUGUCUCCAUCUGGUCCAGCCGGUGCCUCGUGAACCUGGUUCACUCCGAGGAUUGCUCCUGGGAUGUCUUGCCAACCUGAAGACAUGCUUGCUCAUGAUGAUGGGAGAAAACUGGCAUAGCUGAAGAAGAGCAAGAAGACAGAAACGCAUAUGUGUCGCAGUGCCACGUGGGUCACCGUGUGAUGAAAUGACAGCUGGACUGUGCGAGUACGUGUUCAAAAGCACAAUCAUGCGUACAGUGCAGAUUUGUUUUUAGAAAGAACAAACUUGUCAAUUUUUUAAACCUUUUUUUAUUUCAUAAGCCUGAAAAAUUCUAAUAUUUAAAAUGAAGUUUUUAUGAAGAAUCUCAGAUCUUUUUCUAGAAUCGACCUGCAGGACUCAGACUCACAAUCACAUUAACACACUGUUGAAAUCUCAAACUCGGCUGACACACACACACACACACACACACACACACACACACACACACACACACACACACACACACACACACACACACACACACACACACACAUUUAGAAGGGUUUCGUUUAAAGUAAAUUACUGUGCAGUCCGACAUGGCAGCAGUGACACUAGGUGCAGUCCUGCUGAGUGCACUGGUUUUGGUUACAGGGGUAACUUUACCUUUUUAGGUGCAGAUCAAAGUGUGAAGGUUUUAGUGUCAUGCAACGUGUGUUGAUAUUGUUACUUUAAGCACUGAGAUAGGCUGGUGCCUGUUUGUAAAGACAGUAUUUAUUUGAAAUGUAACUCUAAGUCAGACAAGUUUGGAAGGUAUUUCAUUUUUAGAUGAUUUUCUUUUUCAAAUGCUUCAUGUCAACACGCAUGUAGCCAACCUUUAGUCACGUCUUUGUGUAACACCACUGUGUUCUUGGUCUCAUUUAAAUUUCAUGGUGUGACACUCACAUACCAGCAUCAAUUUAACAUGUUUUGUUAUUAUUUCCCAUUAUCUUUACAAUGAUAUGAAAAAUAAUUAAGGUUACAUGUAUGCAGGUGAAAUGUUUAAGGGUAUCAUGUGAUAUUCACUUAUCAAAAACCACAAGGAUCAUAUGAGCACUUUUUAUUUUCCUGAGAGCUGCAAGUAGAACUCAGGUUGGAAUCCUAAAUGUUGCUGACAUGUUUGGUGUGUUUGUUGUUCGGCUGGCUUUGGUAAUUGGAAGAAGCUUUCUCCAAAUGCUUUUAUACCUAACAACCUUCAGAAGCUGUGAAAGCUGGAGGCAUUGUUGAACAUAUCAUUUCUGAAGUGCCAGGAGAAGUAUGUCCUGGGCAUGAACUGCAAGCUAACCAACAAUUUAGCAUCUCAUGCUAAUAUCCUGUUUCAUUUGAUUUAAGCAACAGUGCUUAACAUUUGUACUUGCAAAAAAGAAAUACCCAGUGAUUUUUAAAAUACACAAGUCUUUCAACAUCAAUUAUUGCUUCUCUGAAGAUAUUUCCAGAAUCAUCAAAGACUAAAAAUGUAAAGUAAAGGAAGAAUAACUAAAUUGUGACUGUCCAUAAAUCCCUCACACUACGCCACUUCAGAAAAUCCCAACUUUCUGUUAAGAAUUUCAAAAUCUACGUUUUGUUUAGCAGACCUUCUGGAUUUUUUUUUAUUAUAUACAUCCGAACCAGACUAAAGGAGGACAUUCAACAAAAUGAAAUGAACAAGCACAGUCUUGUGAACAAAGCAUUAUGAGUGACAGUGCAGUGUGUAUGUUUGGUGUGUGUAUGUGAGAGAGGGAGAUCAUGUACAUUGCAUGGAUGGAUCUCACUGCUACUUCAAGACAUGCUCUAUGUAUGAAACUGAUAUUGUAUUGUUUUUAUUUUGUGUGUACAACAACUCGUCUAUGUAACAAAUCUCCUAUGUGGUAGAAGGAGAAUAAAUCAAGAUUUUGUUUUGUAACCCUU
Messenger RNA from Eleginops maclovinus (Patagonian blennie), 3839 nucleotides. RefSeq names its product transmembrane anterior posterior transformation 1b (gene tapt1b). Gene Ontology annotation, biological process: positive regulation of cilium assembly. The record is from RefSeq and is a predicted model, not a curated record. NCBI's taxonomy places the organism in Eukaryota, Metazoa, Chordata, Actinopteri, Perciformes, Eleginopidae. Gene Ontology annotation, cellular component: endoplasmic reticulum membrane; ciliary basal body. Bases 50 to 1762 code for a protein of 570 amino acids. The transcript has 14 exons.